Messenger RNA from Monosiga brevicollis MX1, 384 nucleotides. RefSeq lists its product as uncharacterized. The transcript is spliced from 4 exons. The record is from RefSeq and is a predicted model, not a curated record. The annotation marks the transcript as partial. Gene Ontology annotation, biological process: tetrahydrobiopterin biosynthetic process. NCBI's taxonomy places the organism in Eukaryota, Choanoflagellata, Craspedida, Salpingoecidae. Gene Ontology annotation, molecular function: sepiapterin reductase (NADP+) activity.
AUGGCUCCUACAACCAUUUGUAUCACGGGCGCAUCGCGUGGUCUGGGCCGUGCCAUUGCGCUUGAGGCUGCCAGUGCCCAGAAUGCACAGCAGAAAGCAGCCCACUACGUCUUGGUGGCUCGAAAUGCAGACGAGCUGCACCAAGUCGAGAAGGAGAUUCAAGCACGCCACGCUGACGCUGUGGUGACCGUCCUGCGGGCCGACCUGGGCGACCUCUCCAAGCUCCCGCAGCUAAUGCAGGAUGUAGUUUCUGCCGCGAAACAUGCCAACUGCCGAACGGUGAGCUAUGCGCCUGGUCCACUGGAUACGGGCAUGCAAGCCACCCUGCGUACGGAAUUGGCCGACGAAGGCUCGCGCCAAUACCUGGCAGACUUGCAUGCCAAG